AUGGCCCUGUGGCUGAUCGGCCAAGGUGCCGAUGUCACUGAAUGGCUCAUGGGAACGGGUUUAACCAUCUUAAACCUAGCUGCUGGCUUCUGUUCUGCAACCGUCGUCCGCAAGGUUGUCGAAAUUCUUCGGGAAAAGGUUGGUAAAACGGGAGAUAUAUUCUGCCCUUCCGAUAAUGUUAUGAUCCUUCACCGUGCAAUCUCCAGAGGAGAUGUCGAAUCCGUCCGUAUUCUGCUUGACAACGGGGCUGACCCGUCCGGUUGGGAUAUACACGGUGUAUCGGCAUUGACGCUCGCCACGGCGAACGGAAACGAGGAGAUAGUCAUGAUGCUUCUCGAUCGUGAUGCGAACCCUUUACCUCAUGACGCCGUCGGAAGAUCUGCGUUGGGGUGUGCUGCCGGGUCGCCCAAGUUCAGCUGGACGACCGUAGAGCGGAUCUUCCACGCAUAUCGAAAUGCAGGCGGGGAUAUCAACUGCACCUAUGUUACCAUUCCGGAAUUUGUCGGCGGGGCGCCUAGACCUUUGGAGAGACUGCCACUUCAUCAGUUUGCUGCUGCCGGGUCGGUACCCGGGGUUGAGUUACUCCUCCAAUAUGGUGCGCAGGUCUCCACCAAGGGGAGAGAUGGGAUGACGGCACUGCACGCGGCUUUGUUCAGCUAUCGGUAUCGUCGGGACUCAUACCAAAUCAUUAAUGAGAUCUGUCGGAUGCUAGUUGAAGCUGCUGUUGGGUCGGGCGAAGAUUUGAAUAACCAAAUGACUCCGUACACUUCAUUCAUGCCGAUGAGAGGUGCCACGGCGUUGCACUUGGCUGUGGUUUGUGGACUACAGGAAGUUGUCCGCCUCCUACUGGAUCAUGGAGCAGAUGCGAAGAUCGUUGAUGAUGAGGGAAAGACUGCACUGGAUCUCGCCCGAGGAUUGACCGAUCAUGCUACCCCUACCACCACCAGUAGCGUGAGUAGGACCACCGGUAACCGCCUCAUGAACUGUGAUAUGACGUUUGUGUCGGGCCCAAAGACGUUUCGGAUGGAUUGGGAAGGCGAAACUUUUGAGCGAUGCGAUAUGGGCUCCAAGAGCGCCACUUGCUAUGUAACGUGGACGACAACCCAUGGAACAUCAAUCCUCGGAACGGAUGUCGAUUCCUCGAUGGUCCCUGUUACCACAGUUUCAUUCACCGUCACAGCAACGGAUGCCUCUGUUACACCCUCAUCUUCGGCCUCGGCCUCGGCUUCUGCCAAGGCCACUGCUACUGGAUCUGCCGAUGCGUCAUCUACCAGUGCAAGUGCAUCGAACACUGAGAAUGCUGCAAUGGGUCUACCCACGGGACACGCCUACUUGGCGGCGGGUGGUGCAGCAAUGGCACUUGCGGUAGCUAUUGCUUAG
Aspergillus pseudonomiae is the source of this 1380-nucleotide messenger RNA. Its product is annotated as ankyrin repeat domain-containing protein. The transcript is spliced from 3 exons. The coding region runs from base 1 to 1380 and encodes 459 amino acids. Gene Ontology annotation, molecular function: protein binding. Gene Ontology annotation, cellular component: cytoplasm; nucleus. NCBI's taxonomy places the organism in Eukaryota, Fungi, Ascomycota, Eurotiomycetes, Eurotiales, Aspergillaceae. The record is from RefSeq and is a predicted model, not a curated record.